Solanum dulcamara is the source of this 1448-nucleotide messenger RNA. Its product is annotated as F-box/kelch-repeat protein At1g15670-like. Gene Ontology annotation, biological process: negative regulation of cytokinin-activated signaling pathway; regulation of phenylpropanoid metabolic process. Gene Ontology annotation, molecular function: protein binding. NCBI's taxonomy places the organism in Eukaryota, Viridiplantae, Streptophyta, Magnoliopsida, Solanales, Solanaceae. The transcript has a single exon. The record is from RefSeq and is a predicted model, not a curated record. The coding region runs from base 55 to 1089 and encodes 344 amino acids.
GCAUCACUGCAUCUUCUUCAGUCGAAAAAAAAAAAACCUUCUAGAUUAAAAAAAAUGAACCAAGAUGAGUUCACUGAGUUACUACCGGGUCUACCCGAGGAAAUUGCCCUCGAGUGUUUGACCCGAUUACACUAUUCAACUCAUGGAGUUGCUUCUCGUGUUUGCCGAAGAUGGUGCCGAAUUCUUCAAAGCAAAGCGUUCUAUUACCAUCGGAAACAAACGGGUUAUACCCAUAAAUCCGCUUGUUUAGUACAAGCUUUACCAGCUCCAGUUGAAUCUAAACCCACCGGACAACCCAGGUAUGCGAUCUCGGUUUUCGAUUCAGUAUCUGGAAUUUGGGAUCGGGUCGACCCGAUUCCGAAAUACCCAGAUGGGUUACCAAUGUUUUGUCAAAUUGCAUCCACGGAAGGGAAGCUUAUUGUUAUGGGUGGAUGGAAUCCAUCAAGCUGGGAUCCGAUUAAAGACGUGUUUGUUUACGAUUUCAUUACUCGUAGAUGGACUCAGCGUAAGGAUAUGCCGGAAGCUCGGUCGUUUUUCGCUAUGGGAGCUGUCGGAGGACGGGUUUUUAUCGCCGGCGGUCACGAUGAGAGCAAAAACGCGCUGAGUUCGGCUUGGGUUUUCGAUAUUGCGUCUAACGAGUGGACUGAGUUGCCUCGGAUGAGCGAGGAGCGAGACGAGUGUGAAGGUGUGAUUAUCGGCUCUGAUUUCUGUGUGGUAAGCGGUUACGACACGGAAACCCAAGGCCAAUUCAAGAAUAGUGCUGAGUUAUAUGAACUCACUACGGGACAGUGGAGAGGAGUUGAGAAUUUAUGGGGGUCUAGCCAGUGUCCCAGGGCAUGUGUAGGUGUGGGCAAAAAUGGAAAUUUAACAUGUUGGGCAGAAUCCGACCCGAAUGUUAACGUCGGAGCAUGUGGUGUGGAUCUUGGUGAUCGGACGUUGGUUACCGGGUCGGCCUAUCAAGGUGCCCCGCAUGGGUUCUUUUUCGUCGAACACGACAAAAAAGAAGGGCAAAACAGUAAAUUGACGAAGAUUGAUGUUCCUGAUGAGUUUUCAGGAUUUGUGCAAUCUGGAUGCUGUGUGGAGAUCUGAAAUUUUGGAUAAUAUUAUUGUAAGUAUUUAUGUAAAAUAUAUAAAAAAUUCCAACUUUGAGUCUUUGGAAUGAAAAAACUCGGUAGCGAGUGUCCUCCCAGAUAUGAGCUCCGCAAUGCAUGAAUUCAGAUUUAAUCGAAUUUUAAUGUGGAUAGAGAAAGCUUUUAAGCAUAGUAGUUUUUUAAAGUAAAUCUAUGUUUGGAGUAUACAGUAUAGUAUGGUAUAAAAUAUAGAGGCAAUAUUAGUGACUAGUACAAUUUUUUCUUUUUGUAUGUUACUCUGUACUUUUUCCCCACUUUGAAAAUGUCAAUUUGAGUAAUGGUGAUUUUCUUAUGGAAAAUUAGAACUUUGGAUUGUAA